Alligator mississippiensis (American alligator) is the source of this 1849-nucleotide messenger RNA. It is a transcript of the gene RLIG1, whose product is annotated as RNA 5'-phosphate and 3'-OH ligase 1. Lineage: Eukaryota; Metazoa; Chordata; Crocodylia; Alligatoridae. Gene Ontology annotation, molecular function: RNA ligase (ATP) activity. Gene Ontology annotation, biological process: response to reactive oxygen species. The record is from RefSeq and is a predicted model, not a curated record. Bases 65 to 1036 code for a protein of 323 amino acids. The transcript is spliced from 7 exons.
CCCUUUCCCAGCGCGCCGCGCGUCGGUACAGGCUCAGGCGCUGCGGGAGCGGGGAGCCGCGGCCAUGAGCCGCCUGGGCGCAGUGCAGCGGAAGGUGCCCUGCCUCUUCGUCACCCAGGUCAAGGAGGAGCCGUCGGCCAAGCGGGAGCGCCAGCCGUUUAAAGUUUUGGCAACAGAGACUCUAACUCGAAAGGCAAUAGAUGCAGAUAUAUACAAUGCAAUUCCGACUGAAAAGGUGGAUGGAACCUGCUGUUAUGUAACUACAUAUAAAGGGCGACCAUACCUAUGGGCGAGGUUGGAUAGAAAACCCAACAAGCAAGCUGAGAAAAGGUUUAAAAAAUUCCUGUAUUCACUAAGAGAUUCCAAAGAAUUUAUUUGGAAUAUUGAAGAAGAUUUCAAAUAUGUCCCGGAGUGCUGGAUUCCAGCAAAGGAAAUACAGCAUUCUAAUGGGAACCCUUUGCCUGAUGAAAAUGGACACAUUCCAGGUUGGGUGCCAGUGGAGAAAAACAGUAAACAAUAUUGCUGGCAUUCAUCUGUUGUAAACUAUGAGGCUGAAGUAGCUCUUGUAUUGAAACACCGUGCUGAUGACCCUGGACUUCUGGAAAUCAGUCCUGUGCCAUUAUCAAACCUUUUGGAACAAACACUGGAGCUUAUUGGAACUAAUAUUAAUGCAAAUCCAUAUGGAUUAGGAAGUAAGCAGCACCCUGUACAUCUUCUUGUACCACAUGGGGCAUUUGAAAUAAAGAAUCCACCUGUGCUGAAACACAAUGAUAUACUGUCCUGGCUUGACAAUGGCACGGAAGGUAAAAUAGAAGGAAUUGUAUGGCACUGCAACGAUGGAACUUUAAUCAAGCUCCAUCGCCAUCAUCUUGGUUUGUGCUGGCCAAUUGCAGAGACGCAUCUGAAUUCUCAGCCAGUUGUUGUCAGUUGGACUAAAUAUGACUAUGACUUUGAACCACCCAGUUUGUUUCACCAUUUUUCAAAGCUGGAUGGCCAAAGAUUCAGUAGACUCAAAGAUAUAAAAUUUGAUUUCUAAGAAAAUAAAUCUAACUUGGUUGCCUAGGUACUGCUGUACAUUCCUUCCACCUUGCCUACAGAAUAAAAAAUAAACUUUUGCAAAUUAUUUUGAUGGUAGUUUUCCAUCUACAAAACUAUUGUUGUUGGACAUAAGUGACCAGUUCGGUGUAGCAAAAGAGCACUAGUGUAGAUAGCACAGUUAUAGGUUCCAGAAUAUAAGCUCCUUUAACUUUUGUUUUGAAAGAUCCUUAAAUAUUGAGUCUACCUUUUUUAAACUGUUGGGCUUGGGAAUAAUACAGUGUUAGCCACCCCAAGCAGCUUUUAUAGUGAAUGAAAGAAUGUAAUGAUGGCUUAAACUCAGUGAACUGUAAAGGUAUCUCUAUGUUUAUUUUAUAUUCCACAUAUCAAUAAUGGGAUACUGUCAAGUUUAGACCUGAGGCUUAGAAAGAAUUGAGCAGUAUUAUCAGUGAAGAUGGAUUUAAAGCAGGACAAUAACCUGGCCCUGAAACUCUUUUGUUCUGUUCAUGCAAGACAGCAGUAAUUUUUUUAUCUAUAAGCUGCAGCAUUAUUCUACAGCUUGAAAACCAGGUAGUGUAAUUUGUUAAGUUAUGAGUGUUUCUAUUUUGUUGAAGCAAAAACUUUUGUUUAUUAAUAUCAUGUAAAAACCACCAGUACUAAUAAUUUUAAAAAUGCUUAGUUAUUCAAAGGAGAUGAAAAUUGGCUUUAGAAUACCUGCUUUAAGUCCUAAACGAAUUUCGAAAACACUUAUCAACAGCUGCAUGUAAAGUAACGUUUUAAAACGGAACAUAAAAAUAAAGACUAUUUAAAUUGC